AUGUCUUCUGCAAAGGUCAUGUUCUCCCUCCCCGAUUCCAAGCUCUUCCAGUUGCCUCCGAGAAACGAUCCUCAGGCUCUUCCCCCUCCCACUGCCGGAACCACGCUCUUCGCUCCUCCAAUCUCUAUACCCCCCUCGAUCUACAAUGCCGCGCUCGAUGUUAAAGUCCCCGUCACCGUCGCUAUUGUGUACGCGUUGACAGUCACAAUUCUGAACAAGGCCAACCGCGAUCGGGGAAUGAGGCCAUGGGCUAUCAGCAAGACCAAGCCGUUUUUCUGGUUCGUGGUGGCGCACAACGUCUUUCUGGCCCUUUACUCCGCAUGGACUUUUGUUGGAAUGUUUGGCGCUCUGCAGCGAGUCCUACCAAGUUGGAAUGGUUUUGGGAACAUUACACCGUUGGUCGACAGCUUGUGCAAGAUGCAUGGGCCGCAUGGGCUAGGAAAUGCGGUCAGCUACAACCCCGCAAUUUCCCAAUGGAUUUCGACUUCUCCGUCAGUGUUUCUCAGCGAGGCAGGCACACCAGCCGGUACAGAUGUGGGUAGGCUGUGGAACGAGGGUUUGGCUUUCUAUGGCUGGUUGUUCUAUUUGAGCAAGUUCUACGAGGUCCUGGACACUGCUAUCAUCUUGGCCAAGGGAAAGCGAAGCUCGACUCUUCAAAAGUACCACCACGCUGGAGCUAUGAUGUGCAUGUGGGCUGGCAUUCGGUUCAUGUCUCCACCAAUCUGGAUGUUUGUCUUUGUCAAUUCGGCAAUUCAUGCCAUGAUGUACACCUACUACACCUUGGCGGCAUUCUCCAUCCAUGUUCCGCAAUCCAUUAAGCAGUCUCUCACAACCAUGCAAAUCACUCAGUUUUUGGUUGGAUUUAGCUACGCCGCUCUCCAUUCCUUCGUCUCCUACACCAUCCCAGUCCAGGUCGCGGAUGUCGAAUCCACGCUUAAGACCACCGUAACAGCUGCUACAGCCGCAGCCUCAUCUGCUGUCGCAACCGCAGCUUCCAAUGGCUUCGGAAAGACGAUCAUGAAGUUCCUGUACCGGGCUGUAGGAGAAGAAGGUCUUGCAGAGAACGUGAACGGCGCAGCACCAACCGCUCACGCUGUGCCAUCCUUCAGAUCAGGAGGCAUUCAAUACCGUACCGAGUACCAGACCGUCCCGUGUAUCGACACGAGCGGCCAGACCUUCGCGAUUUGGUUGAACGUCUUCUACUUGACGCCUUUGACUUUCCUUUUUGCAAGAUUCUUCGUUAAGUCGUAUUUGAGAAGAAACACCCAGAGGACCGUGGGGCCUGAGCAUAUCAAGGGAGGCGCGGCGAAGGAUGCGUUGAAGGGCGUUGAUAGGAACUUAAACGGGAACGCCAAUGGUAUUGCUAACGGCAAGACAAACGGUCAUACCAACGGCCAUGCGAACGGCAAGGCAAAUGGCACGCCGAACGGCAAGAGCAACGGGAAGGUCAACGGAAAGCCUUAG
Drepanopeziza brunnea f. sp. 'multigermtubi' MB_m1 is the source of this 1464-nucleotide messenger RNA. RefSeq lists its product as uncharacterized. NCBI's taxonomy places the organism in Eukaryota, Fungi, Ascomycota, Leotiomycetes, Helotiales, Drepanopezizaceae. Gene Ontology annotation, cellular component: endoplasmic reticulum membrane. The record is from RefSeq and is a predicted model, not a curated record. Gene Ontology annotation, biological process: fatty acid elongation, monounsaturated fatty acid; sphingolipid biosynthetic process; very long-chain fatty acid biosynthetic process. Gene Ontology annotation, molecular function: fatty acid elongase activity.